CCUAACUUUUCUUCUUCUUCUUCUUCUUCCCUCCUUAGCCCCCUCUACGGACCGAAACCCUAACCCCAAAUCCGCCUCCGCCCCCUCCCAUGGCGACAGCGGACGCCGAUACGGCCGAGGUCGAGCGGCUCUACGAGCUCGGCGACCGCCUCUCUUCAGCCAAGGACAAGUCUCAGCACGCAGCGGACUACGAGGCGAUCAUAGCGUCGGUGAAGGGGCAGAACGUUAAGGCGAAGCAGCUAGCUGCCCAGCUCAUACCUCGUUACUUCGGGAGCUUCCCGGCCCUCGGCACCUUCGCCAUGGAGGCAAUGUUCGAUCUCGUCGAGAUGGAAGAGCUCGCGAUCAGAAUACAAGCUAUUCGUGGGUUUCCGCUUCUCGGCAAAGAUGCAGAGUUUGUUUCAAAAAUUGCAGAUAUUCUUGGUCAGCUCCUUGCAUGUGAGGAAAAUGUGGAGCGUGAUGCUGUUCAUAAAGCACUCAUGUCCCUUAUACGUCAAGAUGUUAAAAAUUCCUUGCAGCCUUUGUUUAAGCAUGUGGAGUCAGGAUCAGAGAUCCGUGAAAAGAUAAUUUGUUUCCUCCGAGACAAGGUUUUUCCUGUCAAAACAGAGCUACUAAAACCUCAAGCAGAAAUGGAAAGAUAUAUAACAGAUUUAAUAAAGAAAAGUGUACAAGAUGUUACUGGUGUGGAAUUUAAACUUUUCAUGGAUUUCCUGCGGAGUUUGAGCAUAUUUGGAGAUUCGGCUCCUCGAGAAUCAUUUCAAGAACUAAUUGAAAUCAUUCAAGCACAAGCUGAUCUUGAUGCACAAUUCGAUGUUUCUGAUAUCGAUCAUAUAGAGAGGUGGACCUCAUGCAUGUAUAUGGCUCUUCCUAUCUUCACGAGAGGUGCAUCAAGCAGCAAGUUUCUUAACUACUUUGCUAAGCAAAUCGUUCCAGUUUUCGAUAAGAUCCCGGAGGAGAGGAAACUGGAUUUACUCAAGACAAUUUCUGCUAGCUCGCCAUUUGCCGUGGCACAAGACUCACGCCAGCUGCUUCCAUCCGUUGUUCAGUUGCUCAAGAAGUAUAUGCCUGGGAAGAAGGUAGAUGAUAUUAAUCACAAUUAUGUUGAGUGCUUGCUAUACACUUUUCACCAUUUGGCCCAUAAGACUCCAAACAGUACAAACAGUCUCUGUGGUUACAAGAUUGUUACUGGACAGCCAUCAGAUAGACUUGGAGAGGAUUUCUCAGAACAUUACAAAGAUUUUACCGAGAGGUUAACUGGGACAGAAGAGACGGUUCGAGCAGCCUCAAAGAGACUAACCCAGGGAAUGGCAGAUUUCAACAAGGCAAUAUCAUCAGCAAAGACGGCAGAAGAGAAAUCUAAAAUUAAAACGGACCAGCAGAAAUCGACAAUGACAAUGCGGUCCUAUAAUAACAUAUUGGCAAUGUCACAGCCGUUGCAUCCGAAAUCUCCUUUAUUCAUCGGUGAUAAGAAAAUUACUCUCUCGUGGAUGGAACUGCCAAAGAAACCAGCAGCUACAACAGCAGGAGUGAAGAGGACCCAACCUGCUUAUAAUGGGAUUGCCCCUGUAAGCAAGAAGGGGCGAGGAGGGGGAGGGAUGCCUAAUCAGCUUGUGAACAGGGCUUUUGAAGCAUUAUCCCGUGGUGGUGGUGGUGGUAGAAGCAGUGGAAGAGGCCGGGGCAGAGGAGGGCGAGGAGGGCGAGGAAGAGGGUGGGGCUACCGCUGAGAUCACUCGUAUAAGUUCCAAGGGACAAGAGAUCAGCUUUCUGCCUCCAUUCGAGAGUAAUGCAGGAGACGUGUUCAUUUGGGUUUUUCUCGCUUCACUGGUGCUAGCUUUUCUGUAUCCAGCAAGGUGCGUGACUGACGAAUGCACCAGGAGUGCUCAAAAGCUCAUUCAGAGAGGAUGCUUUACUGCCUGCACAUCCUAGCUGUUGGUCUAUUUAGCUCAGUCCGUUUGGUCGCUGGCGGAUUAUUCGUUGUUUGGUGGUCUGAACAGAAUAUUUAGUUCUAGAUUCUGUUGGUAUUUAUUUGAUAAUUUAUUUGGGAUUGUAGAGGUGCAUCGCCUUUUCUUUUA
This is a messenger RNA of Lolium rigidum, 2069 nucleotides long. Its product is annotated as apoptosis inhibitor 5-like protein API5. Lineage: Eukaryota; Viridiplantae; Streptophyta; Magnoliopsida; Poales; Poaceae. Gene Ontology annotation, cellular component: nucleus. The transcript has 16 exons. The coding region runs from base 90 to 1721 and encodes 543 amino acids. Gene Ontology annotation, biological process: regulation of programmed cell death. The record is from RefSeq and is a predicted model, not a curated record. Gene Ontology annotation, molecular function: mRNA binding.